Cordyceps militaris CM01 is the source of this 1011-nucleotide messenger RNA. RefSeq names its product WSC domain protein, putative. The record is from RefSeq and is a predicted model, not a curated record. NCBI's taxonomy places the organism in Eukaryota, Fungi, Ascomycota, Sordariomycetes, Hypocreales, Cordycipitaceae. The transcript has 4 exons. Bases 1 to 1011 code for a protein of 336 amino acids.
AUGCUUGCCAAAUCUCUUGUUGCUCUUUCUUCUGCCGCGGCCUUGGCUGCGGCCCAGGGCGGCCUCUUCAUCGUGCACUGCAAGCAGUUGACGGUGCAGCGGACCGAUCCCAUCAUCAGCCCCGGUCAACUGAGCAGCCACGUCCACACCAUUGUGGGCGGUACCGGCUACUACAUGUCCAUGAGCAACGAGGAUGCCCGGAACGCGCGCAACACCACCUGUGACAAGGCGCUCGACAAGAGCAACUACUGGCAGCCCCAGCUGUACCACCAGUACAACGACAGCAGCUUGGAGCUGAUCAAGAUGCUUGGCAUUGCUGCAUAUUACAUUGAUCGUUCUUGCGAUUAUCAGCCCGGCCGCAAAAACUGCAGAGGCGCUCGUGGCGCCAUUGCGCCGCCCAAGGGCCUGCGAAUGCUCUCGGGCGAUACCAGCAGAAGAACCUAUGACAAGAACGACAAAAGCCAGCGCGCCAUCAGCCACGUGUGUCUCGACCCUGGCAAGGACUACGUUGAGCUUCCCCAGAAGCCCUGCAACGAGAUGCGCUCGCAGGUCUUCUUCCCCUCCUGCUGGGACGGGAAGAACCUAGACUCUCCCGACCACAAGAGCCAUGUCGCGUUCCCUGCUCUUGGCGACUACAACACCGGCGUCUGUCCCGAGACGCACCCGGUCGCCAUUGUUUCCGUCUUCAAUGAGUUUUUCUAUAACACGCGCCAGGUCCAAAGCAAAGACUUCCGCCGCUGGGUCUACGCCAACGGCGACACCACCGGCUACGGCCUCCACGGCGACUACUUGCAGGGCUGGGAGGACCAGGACAAGCUGGAGCACGCCAUGGAGACAUGCACUGGCAAGCAGGGCACUGAUGCCCCUAGCUGCAGCCUGUAUGUCGGGCCCAAUGGCGCCGGCAAGACGUCGUUCCAGAAGCCGGAGAGAGACCCGCCCGCGGAGGAUGUUGGCCUGAACGACCGCUUGAAGAAGCUGCCUGGGAACAACCCCAUCUACGAGGGGAAGUAA